AUGUCUUCUAGCGAGGCAGGGCCCAGUAUAGGGAGCAGGGGCAGCAAGCAGAGUGUUGCCAGUAAAGUAUCCCACAAGUCCAGCAGCCAGUCCACCGGCAGCCGCUUCAGCACCGUCACACAGCCCAGCAUUCAUGAGGAGGACAUCAUGGUCACCAGAUGUACAGACUGUGGAGUUGAGUUGGAGAGCUAUGACAAUGAGACUAUUGGGCUGGGCAUUGUGGUGCUGUCGACCUUCCUCCACAACCAUGCCACCCUGGCUGUUCCAUACCUGAAGGAAAUACUGCAGACUGCAGUCACCAUAGCAGCCAACUCUCCUGUUCCCUGGCUGGCCAACAGUACUGUGUCAGUACCCGGGAGCUGUACGAGUGUUGCUCUACAGUUUGUGCGCUGUGCCCUCCAUCAGCUGGCUCCCAACGGAAUCUUCCUGCAGCUGUUCCAGGCACAGGUGGACAAACCUCUCCAGUUUUGGAAGACCGUCGCUCAGGCGCUCACCAACUGUUCACAAGUGGACACGCUUAAGGCUCUGCAGGUAAAACAGGGCAGCCUCAUCUUUUAG
Molecule: messenger RNA, 558 nt
Organism: Branchiostoma floridae (Florida lancelet)
Lineage: Eukaryota; Metazoa; Chordata; Leptocardii; Amphioxiformes; Branchiostomatidae
Product: protein unc-79 homolog
Exons: 4
Coding region: 1-558 (185 amino acids)
Molecular function (GO): protein binding
Source: RefSeq, a predicted model, not a curated record